AUGGCCACGCAAGAACCAUCCCCUCCGUCGUCCAUGGAGAGCAACAAACCCGGCUUCCCCAAGCAGAUCCUGGCCAACAAGCUGGAAGAUAAACACCUGUGUAACUGCUGUCAGAAGCUGCUGCGGAGGCCCUUCCAAGCCCAGUGUGGACACCGCUUCUGUUCCUACUGCUUCAAUAGGACUGUCAGAGAUGGACCUCAGAAAUGCAAUGCUUGUAUCAAAGAGGACAUUUUUGAAGAGCCCACGUCGAUUCUAAAACAAGGCUGUGCUUUUCCUGACAACGCAGCUCGACGAGAGGUCGAAAACCUCUCUGUUGUCUGCAUCAGUGAAGGCUGUACCUGGAAAGGCAAUAUUAAAGAAUAUGAGUUGAGCCACGAGGGGAAGUGUGAGUACAUGAUCAUCCCCUGCCCCUCCUGUAAAGAGCAGAUACGCUUCAACGAACAGGAACGCCACAACGAGCGAGAGUGCCCUGAGAGAACUCUCAACUGCAAGUACUGCAAGGAACCAUUCCAUUUCAAAAACAUCAAGGCCCACGACGAGAUCUGCCCCAAGUACCCCAUGAUCUGUGAAGGCUGUGCCAAGAAGAAAAUACCCAGGGAGAAGUAUGUGGACCACAUUAAGUUCUGCAGCAAAUUCAGAACUCCAUGCAGAUUCCAUGUUGUUGGGUGUGAUAUGUCAGUGGAGAAGGAGAGGAUCCAUGACCACGAGAGGGCCUGCGCCUACGAGCACCUCAACUUGCUGCUGCACUACAUUAUGGGCAUGAAGGUGAGCAUGGAGGGCCUGCAGCCGCAAGGCCUGGAGCUGGCUGGAAACCAGCUCCUGGAGCUCCACCAUUCCCUCAGGGAGCUGGAAGCACGUGUCUCCCAGCUCAGCACUACCUCCACCGGGCCUCCCGUGCAGGGGGCCACCAACUCUUCUUCCUCCCCGGGCCUCUCCGGGCCUCCCGCCCUAGCUCUUCCCCUGGCUCCACCUCCCGCCCUGGCCCCCACCCUGACUGUGUCCACCUCCUUCACCCCCCUGCCCAGCUCGGUGGGGGCGGCCCUGGAGCUGCAGCUCCACAGUGAGAAGACCAAGGUGGCGGAGCUGGGACGCAGGUGCACCGACCUGGAGGUGAAGGCGGGGAUGUUUGAGAAUGUGGUUUGCGUGUUGAACCGAGAGGUGGAGCGCUUUGCCACAACCAUGGAGGCCAGUAACAGACAGCACCGCCUAGACCAGGAUAAGAUCGAGGCCCUGAGCAACAAGGUGCGGCAGCUGGAGAGGACGGUGGGGCUGAAGGACCUGACGGUAGCAGAGAUGGAAGGCAGGCUGAGGGAGAUAUCGGCCACCACAUUCGACGGCGUCUUCAUCUGGAGGAUCUCUGACUUUACCAAGAAGAGACAGGAUGCCAUCGCUGGCCGAGCCCCUGCCAUGUUCUCACCAGCGUUCUACACCAGUAAAUACGGCUAUAAGAUGUGUCUGCGGAUCUACCUGAACGGGGACGGGACAGGGCGUGGCAGCCACCUGUCUCUGUUCUUUGUGGUGAUGAGGGGACUGAGUGAUGCUCUGCUCAAAUGGCCCUUCAACCAGAAGGUGACUCUGAUGCUGCUGGACCAGAGUAACAGGGAGCACAUCAUCGAUGCCUUCCGGCCCGACAUCACUUCUUCCUCCUUCCAGAGGCCUGUAAGUGAGAUGAACAUUGCCAGCGGCUGCCCGCUCUUCUGCCCGCUCUCCAAGCUCGACGCCAAGAACUCCUACAUCCGCGACGACACCAUUUUCAUUAAGGCCAUCGUGGAUCUCACAGGCCUCUAG
Messenger RNA from Salvelinus namaycush (lake trout), 1788 nucleotides. Its product is annotated as TNF receptor-associated factor 2-like. Gene Ontology annotation, cellular component: cytosol; plasma membrane signaling receptor complex; cytoplasmic side of plasma membrane. The transcript is spliced from 11 exons. NCBI's taxonomy places the organism in Eukaryota, Metazoa, Chordata, Actinopteri, Salmoniformes, Salmonidae. Gene Ontology annotation, biological process: tumor necrosis factor-mediated signaling pathway; positive regulation of canonical NF-kappaB signal transduction; protein K63-linked ubiquitination. Gene Ontology annotation, molecular function: tumor necrosis factor receptor binding; ubiquitin-protein transferase activity; ubiquitin protein ligase binding. The record is from RefSeq and is a predicted model, not a curated record. The coding region runs from base 1 to 1788 and encodes 595 amino acids.